CGGUUCUUACGUCAAAAACUCCAAAUGUCCAAGUGACCGUUUACCAAAACAAAUUACGAAUUCAUUGUUAUUUAUCAGUCGCGAUGGAUUUCCAAUUAUUUGAAACAAAAUUGGCCAAACAUAAAAUAUUUCAGGACAUGAAAGAAAGUUUAAAAAACAAUUUCGAUAACAAACUGCGUAAUUUGUUAGAACUUAAGGACGAUGUGCUUUUCGCUUGGAAUUCCGUUGAGAAUUGUUUGUAUAGUGUAAACUUAAAGAGGCUCGAAGAAGAUCAAGAAGAAACUCCAUAUCAGAAACUCCACCUGGUGUCGCCGCCAGCGUUCUCAGUGGAACGCCUCACCAGCAGCGCGUGUGGGAGCCGACUCUGUUUAUGGGGAUCGAGAGGAGUGAUGGUGCUAGAACUACCUUCAAGGUGGAGCCGUGGUGGGCUUUUCGAUUCCGGCAGCAAAACUAUUCUGUGCAAGAGUUCGACUGUAGACGAGAGGUUCCUGUACUCUCAAGGCGAGAUACACAGAGUACACUGGCAUCCGAAAUCUCUCUCCCACAUAUUGGUGCUGGUCUCGGACAACACGAUGAGACUGUACAACAUAGCACUGAAGACUGGACCGAAAUUGGUGAAAAUCUUCACAAUCGGACCCAAGCCGGCGGGAGCGUUGGGUCAGACUGUGUUGGAUAGUUUAGGAGAUACAGCGAUAGACUUCACACCUACACCAGACAACGAAUAUCUGUUGAUACUCAGCGGUAACGGUGACGUGUACAUGCUGCAGUGCGAGUUGGAUAUGAAAAAUACCAUAACAGCUAAAUUGAGGGGUCCCCUGGCGAUGUACCCCCCAGCUGAUGAUAAUUACGGCUCCGAGUCCUGCUCCAUAACGGCUGUGGGGUCAGCGAAGACCCCAACGCUGGUUAUCAUAGCCAGUGCUUCAGCAACCCUGUACCAUUGCCUUCUAUUGCCAAACUCCACAGACAAAGAAGAGGACGACGGCUUCGCACUCUACGUCCUAGAGUCGGUCGAGUUGAAUCUCGUGCAGAACAGCGACACCCACAACAGCAGCAUAUAUCCAGUGCAUUUAUAUCCGUCCGGCCGCGGUUCGUAUGUGUGUGUUCACGAUAGCGGGGUCCAUUCUGUGUUACUACCAGCGGCUAACGUCCUGCAUGAAUACGCUUCAGCUCGCGAAGAUGAGAUGGAAUCGGUACUUCAGCUAAUGUAUAAGGAGCCGAGCAAAGCACGUCAUCUCAUAUGCGGUAGCAAUCCGCCUGUUGGGGUGACCUUCACAGAACCGCCCCUCCAGACGAUCAUCAUAUUAUGCCAGGAAGGUGAACUCUUGACCAGAACCGUAGAUCCCUUCGACCUAGAGGAACAUCUCUAUAAGGAGGUACAAUUGAAAAACCCGGCUCUAGAACAAGACGAUAUCAACGCUAUACUAAAAGAGAAACAGAAGAUAACUUUCAGUCACAUAAUACACGAGGUUCUCCAACGUAAUUCAUCACAGCCGAUUUUGAAGUUACAAUCCGCUCCAAGGACCAAGCAGUGUUUAGAGUUACUCACCCAAGCGACUGUGAGACUCGGCAGCGAAUAUAUGGAUAAACAGAAACGCGCUUGUGACGUCAUCACUAGGAAGAUGGCCGCCCUCAGCGCCCUCUCAAGGCAACACAAGGAAUGGCUACGGGAGCUACAGAAAGAAAUUGAAGAUGUUAAACUCACGUCAGUGGUGUUGAAGGAGAAGCGUGCGUUGGCGGAAAAGCAUCAAGAAGAUAUAAAGUACAGAUGUUCUAUGGUGUCCCGAGCUUUGCGAGCUGGCUCCGGACAAUCGGAAGACGAGAGAAGACAGCUGAAAGAGCUGGAAGAAGUUAGAGUGCGGACACAGCAGCUGCGAGGACAGCUGGAAGAUACCAGAAGCCUGGUCCGGAGUAGAGGAAUACAGAUAAGGAAUUGGCAAGAAGAUUAUAUGAAGAAGAACACGGUUCUGGGUAAAUCUCACAGUGACAGCAUCACAUCUAUACUGCAGCAACAGACAACACAAAUAUCGACACUCAUAGAAGAAACGAAGCUACUGAAGGAUCAACUCGGGAUCGUUUAAUAGUUGAACGUUUAUGUACUUAUAAUUUGUUUUAUGUUAGAAAUAAUUCACUCAAUUAAUGUUUGAUCUUUGAAUGUAUGUGUAACAAUUUUUUAAUUGAUUCUGUAUUUGUAUGAAAAAGUUAGUAUCUCUUUGUGUUAUGUCUAUGUAUAUCAUGAUAUUAAUGUCGUUAUCUCCAAAUGUCUUUCCCAUAUUAAAGUAUUCAAUAAAAACGAUUUAAAUUUUA
Danaus plexippus (monarch butterfly) is the source of this 2304-nucleotide messenger RNA. It is a transcript of the gene mbo, whose product is annotated as nucleoporin 88. The transcript has 15 exons. Gene Ontology annotation, cellular component: nuclear pore. NCBI's taxonomy places the organism in Eukaryota, Metazoa, Arthropoda, Insecta, Lepidoptera, Nymphalidae. Gene Ontology annotation, molecular function: protein binding; structural constituent of nuclear pore. Bases 84 to 2078 code for a protein of 664 amino acids. The record is from RefSeq and is a predicted model, not a curated record. Gene Ontology annotation, biological process: ribosomal large subunit export from nucleus; mRNA export from nucleus; ribosomal small subunit export from nucleus.